Tribolium castaneum (red flour beetle) is the source of this 885-nucleotide messenger RNA. Its product is annotated as serine protease P41. The record is from RefSeq and is a predicted model, not a curated record. The coding region runs from base 45 to 845 and encodes 266 amino acids. The transcript has 7 exons. Lineage: Eukaryota; Metazoa; Arthropoda; Insecta; Coleoptera; Tenebrionidae. Gene Ontology annotation, biological process: proteolysis. Gene Ontology annotation, molecular function: serine-type endopeptidase activity.
ACAAUCGCGUUUCCUUUAUUAGAUAAAGACACUUAUAUAAGACGAUGAAACAAUUAAUCGAUUCCCUAAACGUAAAAAUGUCUCCUAAAGUAAUUAUUAUUGUAGGGCUUUUCCUUAUCGCGAACGCCUCAGGAACACCAAUCGUUCGAAUUGUGAACGGUACUGAUGCCCAAGAAGGUGAAUUUCCUUACAUAGUAUCUGUACGAAUUUUUGGUGAACAUAAUUGUGGUGGAUCCAUUUUGAACGAAAAAAACAUUCUAACAGCAGCCCAUUGCGUACAUCUACUUCCAAUGGAAAAUAUGAGCGUACAAUAUGGUGUCUUAGAAAUAAAUUCCAGUGACAAUGUAGUUCAAGUGUCUGGGUAUAACUACCAUGAUGAUUACGACCCAUAUAGUGGCGCAUAUGAAAACGACGUUGCAAUUAUCGAACUAGCUAAACCAAUAGUUUUUGGGAAAAACAUUCAACCAGUCACACUCCCCAAAGCUUUCAAUGCCACUCCUGAACACUCUUCAGCUUUGUUAGCAGGAUGGGGUUUACCAUUUUCUGGUGGUGACUUGAUGACACAUUUGCAAAAAGUAAACAUUAUCGUUUAUUCUGACGAUGAUUGUGAAAGGAUUCAUAAAGGAACAGGACCAACAAAUAGAAAGUACCAUGUUUGUGCUGGAAUACCUGAAGGUGGAAAAGGACAAUGCAAUGGUGACUCUGGUGGUCCUUUGACGGUCAAUGGGGUACUAGUCGGAACAGUAUCAUGGUCUGUGAAGCCGUGUGCUGUUAAAGGCUAUCCAGGGGUUUUCGCCAAAGUUGCUAAUUAUGUGGAGUGGAUCAAUAAAAACAUGUUUAAAUAAAUAAUUAUAUAAAAAAGAAAUAAAGUAUUUAAACCAUAAA